UGGAGGAGGUGGAGGAGGAGGGCUGUGUGCGGAGUGUGUGCUGCUCCAUGUGCCUGGAGUCCUCUCGCCCUGCUUCACCCCCCUUCCCCAAACCGGAGUCUCCUCCUCUUCUGGCGAGGGAACCUGCGAGCUGCCCCCAAGCAAGCAAGCGAGCGAGCGAGCGAGCUCCAUCCAGCCAAGCGACCCAGAGGAACCCGCCGCACAUUCCCCAAGAAGCAGCAGCAGAAGAAGAAGCAGCCUUGCAGGCAGGCGAGAAAGGCUUCUCUCUCUUUCUCCUUGGCAGGGUCCACGCGAGAAAGCCACCCACAGCCCGGGAGUUUCAGCUCGGGAUUUGACCCCUUUGGGAAGUUGGCACAUGGCUCCUGGAGCGCGUUGAGACUCAGUCCAAUAGACUGGUUCUGCUACUCUGUUUCAUUCCUUCCAGGCGUCGCAUCGGAGUGUGCCAUGUUCCCAUCCUGGUGCCUCGUUGGGCUCCUCGUAGCAUAUGCAUCUGGAAAGAAGCUAUGGGAUGUCCCCACAUCUCAGGUGGACCAGAACGGACCAGGAAAAUUGCAUUGGGAGCCACAGUGCCAGUACCAAUUGCGGCAUCUUCAGGAUGGCGCUAGGAUUUCAGCUCUUCUGCCUCCCCGGUUGGAAGGCCAUUGGGUUUCAACAGGAUGCGAGGUACGCCCAGGACCUGAAUUCCUCACCCGGUCAUAUAUAUUUUUUCCCAACCGCCUCUUCAAAGCAUAUCAGUUCUACUACCGUGACCCUGCCUGCCAGGACCCCACCUACUCCCUGGUCAUCAAAGGCAAAAUCAGGCUCCGCCAAGCCUCCUGGAUCACUCGAGGGGCUACAGAAGCAGACUACCACCUACACAAAGUUGGCAUUGUCUUUCACAGCCAGAGGGCCAUGUGGGAAACAGUUGCCCGCAUCAACCAGAGUUCAGGAGAACAUUGCAGUGAGUUCCUGCCAGCUGGGCGGACCUGGGCUCCUGGAGCCUUGUAUGAGCUUCUGAGUGCUAAAGCGGAACGAGACUGCACCUCAGGCCUUGGCUUUGCCAUGCACGAACUUAGCCUUGUGCGAGUGGAAAAGUAUCAGCCACCACUAUUCCUCCAGCAGAACCAGGGAAAUGGAGAGGUGGAAGAACUGCAUCUCGGGGACAUCCAUACUGAGUGGUCAGAAAGACUCCAUUAUCGACCCACAGGAUACCAGCGUCCCCUCCAGAAUGCCAUGCACCACAUCCACCCUUGCCCUGCCUGUGGGAUUGUAUACAGAGCUGAUGAACACCACCCACCUCUCCUGCCAGAAAGACCUGAACUCCCGAUGCUGCUGACUGGCCGCUGGGUCAGCUCUCGAUGCGAAGUCCGCCCAGCUGUGCUUUUCCUCACUAGAUAUUUCAUCUUCCAUGGUCACAACCGCACCUGGGAAGGCUACUACCACCACUACUCUGACCCUCUCUGCAAACAGCCAACUUUCACAGUGUAUGCUUUGGGUCACUACACACAGGGAGCACCAUCCCUCAUUGUAAGGGGAGGCACCGAGCUGGUUUUCAAGGUGACCCACGCUCGGGUGACACCAAUGGAUCAAAUAACAGUGACAAUGCUGAACUCCACUGACUUUGGGAACUGUGGGGAGGCUGGCUUGUGGCGUAUUGGGGAGGAAAUGGAUGUGACUCACACAAACGGAUGCGCAGCUUUGGGGAUCAGGCUCCCCCAUAUGGAGUAUGAACUCUUUAGAAUUGAACAUGAUGCCAAAGACCGCAGCCUGCUCUACAUCGGUGAGAGACCGACCGAUGGGUCAAGCCCCAAUACGCCCAGCAAGAGGCCCACCUCCUAUCAGUCUCCUCUCCUCCAAUGUGGAGGACCAUCGGCAGCCUUGGCAAGACUCAGCAAGUCAAACUUUCUGAGAAGUGAUGAUGUUAGUAGUGGAGCAGUGAAAACACUACCCCAGGUGUCAUUGCUUGCAUUUCUCUCUAUACAGCUGGUCAGAUGGGACUAAAUGCCAAGACCCUGCUGAGUGAGCUGCCCAGAACAUUGUAACAUUGGUAUAUCUACACCAAAAAAAAUUAGCACAUUUGAAAGCUGUUUUACUUCAUACUCAUAAAUAUGCACGUUAUGCUUUCUUGAUGACUGCUGCAUGACAGAUGGACUUCCCUAAGUAUUGACACCCAUCUCCAAAUCUGACAUUCAUGGGACAGAAUCCUGUUAGGUGUCUUAACAUAAGUGCAAGUUCUGCUGUGGUUGGACUUCUUUGUCCAAAGUGGAAUAGCCAUUUUCAGAUUAAAUCUGCAGAUGCUCAGUUUCACAUCAAUGUGCAUUAUGCACAGAUGAGCAUGUGCACCAUAUUUGGACAUCAUUGCACAUGAGUGUGCACAUGUUGCUUUGCUUCAAUAGUGCAUUGUUGCCAAUCAACACAACAAGGAGAUUUACUCUAUGCAACCCUAAUGCAGGAUUUCGGCCAGUUUCCAGCACAGAAGUGGUCAGCUUUUUAAAUAGAUGGCCUAUAUUUUAUUAAUCACCUACAAUAACCUAAUUCUAGAGGGGUAGGGGAGACCUUCAUGAUUUUCUUUCUCUGUUCCCUCUCCCCUAGCCAAAUCAUUCUGAUGCAUAGAGAAGCAAUUCUGCCUUCACAGAGUAAACUGACAUUUCAAAGUCAUUCAAGGUUGCCCUUACAUAUACAUUUGGUAUAAAUACACUUGUAAUCAAUAUAUAUAAUUAACAACUGCUAAAAAAGGACCUGUUGGGAUUAGUGUUCAGGGUUCAGAUUUCAUACCAUAUGUCAUCGGUGAGAUGUGCGCAUACAUUAAAAACGCUUUAUCAUGUAAGGUGGUGGAGAGCUGCGAGGAAACAGAUGUGUGCUCUUAUGAAGCAAGAGAAAAAAUAUAUUUUUAGCCUGAACAGGCAGUGUUGGAAUGCUGUAUUAAUGGGGGACUUAUUUUACAAACUCUAAGAAUCAACUGUAAUAAGACAUCCCUUUAAGAUGAUGUUAUGAUUUAAGAUAGGCCUGACAAGUUUGUCCAAAUAAAGACAACCUUGCAAAAGUGAAGGGCAAAUUGUUAACCACCUGACCCCCUUUCCCACUAUCCAAUUAUAGUACUAUUAUUCCACUUUAACUGCCAUAUCUGCAUCCUGUAGAAUCUGGGAUUUGCAGGUUAUGAAGGGGCAUUUAGAAACCACAUCUAGAGAACUGUAGUACCUCAACCAGCUGUAAAUCCCAGGAUUCCCUAGGAUAUAAACAUGGCAGUUGAAAUGCAAUCAUAGUCCUAAUAAUCAUUUAAUGCUUAAGGGCCCAUGUUGUUGUUUUUGCAGAAAAGAAGCUGGUGGCCUUCCCAAGCAUAGAUCACAAACUUGCAUGUGGUGCCAUUUGAUAAAGUCUAAAGAUGACUAUUUCAAAGGGGUUUUUGCAGCAUGGAUUUUAACCUGGGAAGGAGAACUAUUAUGAUGACAGUAUGUGGAAAAGGGGAGUUUGAGCCAUUCUCACCCACCAUGGUUCAACAAAAGUAUCCCCUCUACCUCUGAAAACAGGAAAAGCCCACUUUGCAUCAGCAUCACUAGGACUUUGCCUUCUAUUACUAUCUGCAGGGCGGGAUAACAUUUCAGCAGGAGAGGAAAGGAGUAUACUUCCAUUCCAUUUUGGUGUUGCAGUGCACCAAAGCCAGAGGACUGCAGGAUGAGCAGCCAUGAUUGAAAGUAACUCCUCUCUAUUCCAAUAAUGUGUAAGAAACGUGUUAGUAAACAAAGAAAAUGUUCAGACAGGCACUUGUUUACAACGUUUUCCUGCUCUUUCACUCUGCUGUGAAAAAUACCCCCAUAAUGAGGUUUUUCGGCAUCAUUUGUCUUUCUUAACCAGUCAACAAAGCAGCACUGAAUUGAGUUAACUCUGAAGAACACAGCCUUUGGCAACUGGGGGAAAAAGUCAUUUCAGAGAAUCAAUUCAGAAUUUCAUUUCGGUAGUACAGCUCCAGUAUAGUUAGCAAAAAGUGCAUUCCUGUUUUGUUUUUUUCUGUAAGUUGUACAAGGGUUGAAUGAAAAGUAAUGUCUCCACUUUCGUAACUCAACAGAUGGCAAUACUGGUAUUUGGCAGGUACUGGCUUGUUCAGUAGACUCUCUUCUACAGUUCCAUUUGCUGGGAAGCCUUAGCAUUGAAUUGUUGUGUUGUUAAAGUGCGAAGUAUAGAACCCUGCACAGGCGGUUGGUCAAUGAGACUUAAGCAACGUGCAGUCAUUGAAUUCUUGACAGCAGAAAGUGUCACCUUAAAGGAGAUUCAUCAGAGAAUGCAAGCUGUUUAUGGUGAUUGUGCUGAUGUGAGUACUGUGCAUCGUUGGGCGAGUAAGUUUAAAGAUGUUCAAGUGGGAACAUCGGACUUGAGUGACAAACAAAGAGUUGGACAUCAUGUGACAGCAACAACCGAGUUUCACAAGCAAAAUGUGACAGAUUGAUUCAGGACGAUUGUCGUAUCACUCAGAAUUUUCAAGCAUGAUCGGCAUUUCACAAGAACGUGUGGGUCACAUUAUUGCUUUGCUUGGCUAUCAAAAGACCUGUGCACGAUAGGUACUGUGAGACGCUGGUUGCAGAAACAGUGUUGACUUCUUCCAUGAUGGCUUCAGAAAACUUGUUCAUCAUUGGCAGAAAUGUAUCCAAUUGUCUGGUGAUUAUGUGGAAAGGUGAAUAGUGGUAGUUUAUUUUUUUUUCUUUUUGUGUCAGGAGCAACCGGAGUUGCUUCUGGAGUGGUAGUGGUAGUUAAAGAACACAUUCUAAGAUUAUUUCUGCAUUUAUUAAAAUAUUCCCAUCCAAACCCAAGUAACGAAGGUGGAGGAAUUACUUUUCAUUCAACCCUUGUACAUCAACAUUUUUAGAUACAUGAUAAUCGAAAAUAACUCAGGAUGAUAUAUGCAUAAUGGCACAUCAAAGCCCAGUAUCAUGCAGUGCCAUAAGGGCAGAUAAUUAACAGAUAGAAUUAUAGGAUGGGGAAGUGCUAUUUGAUGCCUUCUUACCUACCAUAUUCCCAACAGAAAUUCCUCCCCAUAUUGCAAAUAGUAAUAGGAAAAAGCUUGCAUUGGCACCCAUGGGAUCAUGUCUUCCAUUGCUAUCUGCCGGAAUUUCAUAGGUUGGAAUAGUUUGCAAAAGGAGGGAGAAGGAACAAACCUCUCCUUCAUAUAGCUUGCAAUUCCAGUAAAAAACUAUUUUCCUAUCAGGAUAAUAUGUGUAGGAUUGUAUGUCAAGCACAGCCUCUUCUUAAACUGUAAAGUAAGGCAGUUUCCUAUAUUUCUACAUAAAUGAGCUGCAAUGGAAAGUGUGCUCUUCAAAAUGCUAGAACCCCUUUUUAAAGAACAGCUAUGCAAAGUGCCAUAAUUUACAUGGUAUGUUUUCAAGUGUGGCUAACAUGUAGAUAAAUUAAUGGUAUUUUAUUAUUAUACUGGUGGGCAAUCUGCAUGAACAGCAAAUUCAGACGUAAUGCUUAUUUUAAUGUACAGUUUUUGAACAAAAUGUAUUACAGUAUGUUAAUUUUUUCAAAGAAAAAUCAUGUACAUAAAACAGGUGCUUAUCUUUUACAAA
Messenger RNA from Anolis carolinensis (green anole), 5537 nucleotides. It is a transcript of the gene apcdd1l, whose product is annotated as APC down-regulated 1 like. Gene Ontology annotation, molecular function: Wnt-protein binding. Gene Ontology annotation, cellular component: plasma membrane. The coding region runs from base 445 to 1980 and encodes 511 amino acids. Gene Ontology annotation, biological process: negative regulation of Wnt signaling pathway. The record is from RefSeq and is a predicted model, not a curated record. Lineage: Eukaryota; Metazoa; Chordata; Lepidosauria; Squamata; Anolidae. The transcript has 4 exons.